This is a messenger RNA of Oryza sativa Japonica Group (Japanese rice), 2250 nucleotides long. Its product is annotated as putative wall-associated receptor kinase-like 16. Gene Ontology annotation, molecular function: calcium ion binding; ATP binding; protein serine/threonine kinase activity. Gene Ontology annotation, cellular component: plasma membrane. The record is from RefSeq and is a predicted model, not a curated record. Lineage: Eukaryota; Viridiplantae; Streptophyta; Magnoliopsida; Poales; Poaceae. Gene Ontology annotation, biological process: protein phosphorylation; cell surface receptor signaling pathway.
UCGCAUGAGGAUGCCUAUGUCAUACGAAUGCUACAACAUGACGAAACAUGACAUGGACUGCGUCGACAAGGCAAAUCUGAGCUUGACGGGAAGUCCUUUCACAUUCUCUAACAGUGCCAACAAGUUCACGGUCUUUGGAUGUCGAAUGCUUGGUUACCUCGGUCCUGGUGGGCAGAGCGCCGUAGGCAGUAACCUAACAAUUGGCUGUGCCACCAGUUGUGGCCAGGGUGAUGAUCUUUUAAGCAUCAAUGGUGAAGGAUGCUCUGGGAUAGGCUGCUGUCAGACGGCCAUCCCCAAAGGGAUCAAGCACUACAAGGUUUGGUUUGACACACACUUCAACACAUCAGUCAUCCACAAUUGGUCCCGUUGCAGUUAUGGAGCGUUAGUGGAGGAGGCCAGCUUCAAAUUCUCCACGAUUUAUGCCACGUCAUCGAAUUUCAGCAACCCUUUCGGUGGUGAGCCUCCAUUUGUGGUGGACUGGGUUGUAGCAAACAAUACCUGCGCCGAAGCAAGAAAACAUUUAGAUUCAUAUGCAUGUGCUAGCAGCAACAGCGUGUGUAUUGACUCGAGCAAUGGACCAGGAUACUUCUGCAAAUGUUCUCAAGGAUUUGAGGGGAAUCCUUACCUUCAGGGUCAUGAUGGUUGCCAAGAUAUUAACGAGUGUGAGGAUUCUAAUAAGUACCCUUGCUAUGGGAAGUGCAUCAACAAACUUGGAGGAUUCGAUUGUUUUUGCCCUGCGGGUACUCGAGGAGAUGCUUCUGUUGGACCAUGCCGAAAAGAGUUUCCACUAGCAUUCGGUAUUGCAAUUGGCCUAGGAGUUGGUUUCGGAAUUCUUCUUCUUGUCUUAACCGUAGCAUUCCUUGUCCGUAAAAGAAAGAAUGAUAUCCAAAAGCAAUUAAGGAAGAAAUAUUUUCGAAAAAAUCAAGGCCUUCUUCUAGAGCAACUUAUAUCAUCUGAUGAAUGCGCUACUGAUAGCACAAAAAUUUUCACCCUAGAAGAGCUGAAAGAGGCAACAAAUAACUUUGAUCCAGCACGUGUUCUUGGUAGUGGAGGGCAUGGUAUGGUUUACAAGGGCAUAUUGUCCGACCAGCGUGUGGUAGCUAUAAAAAAACCAAACAUCAUUAGGGAAGAAGAGAUUAGUCAGUUCAUCAACGAAGUUGCAAUACUAUCGCAGAUAAAUCAUCGGAACAUUGUAAAACUAUUUGGAUGUUGUCUUGAAACCGAAGUCCCUCUACUGGUGUAUGACUUUGUCCCAAAUGGCUCACUAAAUUGCAUUAUUCACGCUGAUCCAAGUAUGAGAGAAUUCACAUUGUCCUGGGAUCAGUGCUUGAGAAUUGCCACCGAAGCUGCGGGAGCUUUAUAUUACCUCCACUCUGCAGCAUCAGUAUCUGUUUUACAUCGUGACGUGAAAUCUUCGAAUAUACUUUUGGAUGCCAACUACACCGCUAAGGUAUCAGAUUUUGGGGUAUCAAGACUGAUUCCUAAUGAUCAAACCCAUGUUUUUACAAAUAUCCAAGGCACAUUUGGGUACUUAGAUCCUGAGUACUACCAUACCGGGCAUCUAAAUGAGAAGAGUGAUGUCUACAGUUUUGGUGUUGUUCUUUUAGAGCUGCUUCUCAGGAAGCAACCUAUUUUUGACAGUGAAUCUGGUUCAAAGAAAAAUUUAUCUAUUUACUUCCUUUCUGAGCUAAAAGGAAGGCCAGUUGCAGAGAUAGCUGCUCCUGAAGUUCUUGAAGAAGCAACUGAGGAUGAAAUUAACAUUGUCGCCUCAAUUGCCCGGGCAUGCUUGAGGCUUAGAGGUGAAGAACGGCCAACUAUGAAGCAAGUAGAGAUGUCAUUACAAUCUAUAAGAAAUAAAGGUUUCAGAUCAGGCACAGUUUCUCCAGAAGAUAGCGAUGAGCUGCAAACUCCACAAUCAGAAGGACAUGUAGAUUAUCAUCAAGCUACGGGGAUUGGAAUCAACAGUAUGGCUAAUUUAGCAUCUCCAGGUUGCUAUAGCCUGCAGGAAGAAUUUAUGUUAUCCGGAAGUCUUCCACGGUAAACUAUGAUUGUCAUGCUGUUAAAUUGUUGCAUGAUGUAUUUUUCUACCUUCAACAUAGCUUGUCAUUUCCCCAUCUAUCUUAUUGUAAAGAAAAUACUUGUGUACAUAUUGUGUUACAUCAUUAACAGUCUGGUACACCUUCUGCUCUGCCACAUGUAUGUACUUGGAUUUAUUUUAUGAUCGUUGAGAAGAUACUAUGAGUUACCACA